AUUAUUGCUUUUCUUUAAAAAGAAAAUGUUGCUUAAAAUUUUAUACGUUUAUAAGCCCCUCUUAGUCAUUUCACUUUUGCUUUUGGCUCGUCUCAUCUCCUCUUCGCGUCUCUCUCUUCUCUCUCAAGCACGCAUCGCAGGUCAUUUUAGAAGGCUUUCAAUCGAAGAAUCCAAGCUUCCGUUACUUCCAGAUUUUGUCUCAGUGAACGUAAUCAAGUACUUUGAAUCAAAUCAAGAUGGUUUCGUUUGAAAUGAAUGACCGCAAGAAGAUUGGGCUAGGAUUGACAGGAUUUGGCAUAUUUUUCUCAUUCAUGGGAAUCGUUUUCUUCUUUGACAAGGGAUUACUUGCCAUGGGAAAUAUCCUCUUCAUCUCAGGAGUGAGUCUAACUAUUGGGCCAAAAUCCACCAUGCAGUUCUUCAUGAAACGUCAAAAUUUUAAGGGAACUAUUUCAUUUGGUUCUGGCUUCUUCUUUGUUGUCGUAGGAUGGCCAGUUAUUGGCAUGAUUUUGGAAGCAUAUGGGUUCGUUGUACUCUUCAGUGGCUUCUGGCCAACACUGGCAGUCUUUCUUCAGAAGAUACCCAUUCUUGGCUGGGUCUUCCAACAACCUUUUAUUAGAUCGUUCAUGGAUCGCUACCGGGGGAAAAGAGUUCCUGUUUAAAUUCAGAAUCAGAGAGAAUUGGAGCUGACGUUUGUAUUGGUCCAUGUUGAAGUCCUCUAAAACAAUACUCUUGCCUCAAACCUAAUUUUUUUUUGGUUUAGAGAUGGAUGGCUGUGCAAUGUGCAAUUCUGGGAUUUAACGGAAGUGCAACUAAGCUGCAGAUAGUUCAAUUCCUAAGUCAUUGUUGAAAUAUUUCUAGAUUUUUUUUUUUUCUCUGUUUACAUCAUUGUAGAAGAUUAUUUUGAUCUGAUGAUAAGCCUCUUUGUCAUUUUGAUUAAAGAAGGAAAAGAAAAUGAUUUUAGGUUA
Molecule: messenger RNA, 965 nt
Organism: Hevea brasiliensis (rubber tree)
Lineage: Eukaryota; Viridiplantae; Streptophyta; Magnoliopsida; Malpighiales; Euphorbiaceae
Product: vesicle transport protein GOT1
Exons: 8
Coding region: 237-659 (140 amino acids)
Biological process (GO): endoplasmic reticulum to Golgi vesicle-mediated transport; retrograde transport, endosome to Golgi
Source: RefSeq, a predicted model, not a curated record